This is a messenger RNA of Spinacia oleracea (spinach), 1464 nucleotides long. RefSeq names its product protein CHAPERONE-LIKE PROTEIN OF POR1, chloroplastic. The coding region runs from base 249 to 1229 and encodes 326 amino acids. The transcript has 4 exons. Gene Ontology annotation, cellular component: chloroplast membrane. The record is from RefSeq and is a predicted model, not a curated record. Lineage: Eukaryota; Viridiplantae; Streptophyta; Magnoliopsida; Caryophyllales; Amaranthaceae.
CUCUCACACACAUUAGUACAUUACACAUUUACACAUAAACACUUGUAUAGCAGAAUCCUCUCACAACACUCAACUCAACAAAUCAACAAAAUCCAACAAAAAAACAACAUUGUUUUCCCUUUUCAAUCAAAUCCCAGUUAUCCUAUUAGAUUCUUCAUCCCCUUUAUACUGUAUCUGUAUAAACAAAUAAAUAAAAUUUAUUCAUAGCCUCACAAAAUUUCUCUGGCCAAAAACACCCACAUACGAAAAUGUCAGCUUCUCUCUCCGUGCGGCCCACUAGCCCCGGAUUUCAUCGGGCCACAGCCCAACCCAGUUGGCCCAGGCGUUGUUGGGCUGUCUCUAUACCCUCCCGGCGUACAUUUCCGCCCGCCACCGUGGUCCGGGCUGGGUCAAGGGCGGACGAUUCGGCGCCGUUUGGGAUGUCGGUGGAGAACGCUUUGAAGCUCCUGGGUGUGUCGGAAGGGGCUUCGUUUGAUGAAAUUUUGCGUGCCAAGAAAUCAAUCAUAGCUUCUUGUAAUGAUGACCCUCAAAUUAUUGCUCAGGUAGAAGCUGCAUAUGAUAUGUUGCUCAUGCAGAGCUUAACACAGCGCCGAGCUGGAAAAGUCGUGAACAGCAGUGUUCGUUUUGCCGAUGUCAAACCUGCUAACUCUCCUAGCAUGGGAACGAUGCCUCAGUGGCUGCAGUCAUCAAUGAAAAGUUCUUCUGUUAUGGUUGAAACACCAGCUGCAUCAGACCUUGGACUACAAGCUGGUGUUUAUGGUGCAAUGAUGGUUUUGACUUAUAUCAAUGGAGCUUCUUCAUCUGCAGGAGCGGUGGCUGGAGCGGAUGUUCCGGGAUUUAUCCUAGCCACCAGUUUUGGAGCAUCCCUAUACUUCAUGACGAAAAAGAAUGUGAAACUAGGGAAAGCAACUCUGAUAACCGCUGGUGGACUUGUUGCUGGGGCAGUUGUUGGUUCUGCUGUCGAAAACUGGCUCCAGGUAGAUAUUGUUCCGUUUCUCGGUCUGCACUCUCCUGCAGCAGUUAUCAGUGAAUUUAUCAUCCUGUCUCAGUUUUUGGUCUCUCUAUAUCUUAGGAAAACCAAGUGCCGUCUGACCAACUUCAAUCUUUCCAUGAACUUUGAAGCUUUGGGUGAAUCAAAAGUUUUACUCCCACACUUGAAUAUUACUCCCGUAUUUGGGAACCCGGCAGUAAGAAAAGGAGCGCUUCAACUUGUUCUGUUGCUGUUUUGAUUCCCAAUGCCUCCUUGCUGUUGGAAAUAACCUUUUGUCAACUACUCCAUAUUUCAGUAUGUAUGUAUGUAUGUAUGUAUGUAUGUAUGUAUGUAUGUAUUAACCGAAUGAUCCUUGAGAAGAAAAGUUCAGUUUGACUUUUGAAUCUUGAGCCGUCUCUAAGAAUAACAAUUUUAACAGUUUUUAGCUUUCACAUGAGUUUUUAAUGGUUGACAUUGUCUACGCUUUUUUAUUA